Molecule: messenger RNA, 180 nt
Organism: Suillus discolor
Lineage: Eukaryota; Fungi; Basidiomycota; Agaricomycetes; Boletales; Suillaceae
Exons: 1
Coding region: 1-180 (59 amino acids)
Source: RefSeq, a predicted model, not a curated record
AUGCUGAGUAUUACAUGUGAUAAUGUGUCCAACAAUGACAGAAUAAUUUGCAAACUGAGUGAUAAAGUGCUUGGGUUCAGUGGAGCAGUGAUGUACACCAGGUGCUUCCUCCACAUGGUAAACCUAGUAGUGAAAUUGUUGAUUAACGAGUUCAAUGUGAAGAAACAAGGAGCCAACUAA